GCCUCCUGGAGACUUGUAGUAUCAGCCAUGGUCAAUCCCACCGUGUUCUUCGACAUUGCCAUCGUCGGCGAGCCCUUGGGCUGCAUCUCUUUCGAGCUGUUUGAAGACAGGUUUCCAAAGACAGCAGAAAACGUUUGUGCUCUGAGCACUGGAGAGAAAGGAUUUGGUUAUAAGGGUUCCUGCUUUCACAGACUUAUUCCAGGGUUUAUGUGUCAGGGUGGUGACUUCACACACCAUAAUGGCACUGGUAGCAAGUCCAUCUAUGGGGAGAAAUUUGAUGAUGAGAACUUCAUCCUAAAGGACACAGGUCCUGGCAUCUUGUCCAUGGCACAUGCUGGACCCAACAUAAACGGUUUCCAGUUUUUCAUCUGCACUGUCAAGACUGAGUGGUUGGAUGGCAAGCAUGUGGUCCUUGGCAAGGUGAAAGAAGGCAUGAAUAUUGUGGAGACCAUGGAGUGCUUUGGGUCCAGGAAUGGCAAGACCAGCAAGAAGAUCACCAUUCCUGACUGUGGACAACUCGAUUAA
Cebus imitator (Panamanian white-faced capuchin) is the source of this 525-nucleotide messenger RNA. RefSeq names its product peptidyl-prolyl cis-trans isomerase A-like. The transcript has a single exon. Gene Ontology annotation, molecular function: peptidyl-prolyl cis-trans isomerase activity. The record is from RefSeq and is a predicted model, not a curated record. Bases 28 to 525 code for a protein of 165 amino acids. Lineage: Eukaryota; Metazoa; Chordata; Mammalia; Primates; Cebidae. Gene Ontology annotation, biological process: protein folding; protein peptidyl-prolyl isomerization.